GGAAGUGAAAGAGAGAGUUUCUGUCUGCGAUUUCCUCUACUGACGAGGAAUGGAUGGCAACACAUCUCAACUGCUAUGCGCAAAAUUGUCAGAUCCAAAGCCUUUCGCGGACUGACUCCGGCAUGCUCCAAACAGACAUUCGGUACACCAAACUCCGAUGGUUUCUGACAGCCGUCGGGCUUCUCCUGUACGUCGUGGACAUCUGGACAGACGUGGGACUGUCCCUGAAGUACCUUCUGGACGAACAUUACAUACACUCUGCAAUGACUUUCUCCUUCGUCCUGGCCGGGCUGCUGGUGACUCAGAUUUUCAGUCACGCCUGGUACGAGGACGACCUGGAUGAUGCUUUGAUGAACCCUGUAUCGGGAAUGUCCAAGUGCAGACUCAUGAUCUUCCACCUGUGCGGCGCGGGUAUUUUUACCAGGUACUACCACUUAUUGAAAAGUGGCUUCAGAGUGGUCUGGUUCUCAGCUGGCUCCCUUGACGAGGAUGCGAGGAAGGAAGUGCACCACGGCCUCUUUUGCCACGCCACCGACCUGAGCAUGCUCAAACUCUUCGAGGCGUUCUUGGAGAGCGCCCCCCAACUCCUCCUGCAGAUCUACAUAGUCCUGGACAAGGGCGGGGCCUUGGUCGUGCAGUAUUUGUCUAUGGUCUUCUCCUCUUUUAAUAUCGCCUGGGCCUUGGUGGACUACCGCCGCUGUCUGCGCCGGUCGCUGCCCCGCAUCCAGGAGAUGCCGUCCGGCAUACCCACAGUCAUUUACUUCCUCUACAAACUCUGCACCAUUAGCAGCCACAUCCUCAGCUUCAGCCUCCUUCUGGUACUCACCCCUUACUGCGUGAUAGCCUUGGUGACUAUUUUGUGGCUGCUGGGUACCAUAUGGUCACACCUACUUUGCACCAACUUCUGCUCCACCAGAAGCCAUGAGAUGGUCUACCGCGCCGUGGUUGGGUUCAUCCUCACGUUCACCUUUUUUAAUGUCAAAGGACAGGACACCAGAAUAGCCAUGGCUGUGUAUUAUUUCCUCUACUCGCUCAUUAACAUGACGUCGCCAUUACUUUUGGCUUUGUUUAAGCCGGACGUGCAGAAGGCAACGUUCUUCCUCGUGAUCAGCGGGUUAAUUUUCUGCGGUACUGUGUUGGGGCUGGUCUGCCUCGUGUUGUACUACCUCCACCUGCACCCGAGGGAGAAAUGGCGCCAAGCCGACGAGGUGGACGGGACUGUUAACCACAGGGAGCUAAAAGGGAGGAUGAGCAACUUUCUGCGGCCUUGACGGACAUUUAGUCAAGAUGGCGGACAUGCUACGACAAGGACGGCAGUCCCGAAACAUGGAUGAGACUCUGAGGGACACAACACUCCAUCAAUUUUUUUUUUUUUUUUAAUCUCCUGAGCACGCUGAAAGCUGUUACUACACCGAGACUGAUAAAGCUAAUGAUUAUAAAAUGGAGUCAAGUGCAAUAAAAUAUGACAUGAUCAUGAAUGAUAAGGGUUACCUCAUGCGUUGAUGUCAUGCACAUACGGUUUCCAAGUAUUAUAAUAUGAGUUUUUGCAUACUACUGCUGGAGCAGGAAGAGCUGUAAGGCAACUAUUGAACACCAGGGGGCGGUAUUGUCAUUGUUAUUUUCUUCGAGGCUUUUUGACUGCAAACGAACUAACAAUCUCCAGGCUAUACUGUAUCGUCAAUAGUUGGACUUUUCAGAGGUAUUCAUUCCACAAAAUGUUUAUUAUUGUGAUUUUUUUGUGAUGUCUUGUCAUGAUAAAUAUGUUCACCCAAUUUCGGGAUGAUUGGUGAAAGUGUUGACGUGAAGGCUGCUUUUCGGAGGGCCAUUUCUCAUGCAAUUUGUUCAAAAUAGGUUGCUUUCAACCAAAAUGGCCAACUUGGUGCUCAAUUUCGGCCAUUGGUCCGAGAGACAUUUUUGUGUGUUCUCACAUGAUAGACAUGUCCGCCUAAUUUUGUGUUUUUGGGUGAAACUGGUGUGAGCCAUUCCAAGAUAGUGAUAACUGGAAAGAGACAUCCCUCCCAUAUAGGGAGAAAAAAGAUGUCAUCAUCCUGUCAAAUGACAGAUCCUCCCCUUCUCCCUCUUACCCCUUUUGUCUAGAAUAAAU
Molecule: messenger RNA, 2104 nt
Organism: Phycodurus eques (leafy seadragon)
Lineage: Eukaryota; Metazoa; Chordata; Actinopteri; Syngnathiformes; Syngnathidae
Gene: xkr9
Product: XK, Kell blood group complex subunit-related family, member 9
Exons: 3
Coding region: 54-1271 (405 amino acids)
Biological process (GO): engulfment of apoptotic cell; phosphatidylserine exposure on apoptotic cell surface; apoptotic process involved in development
Cellular component (GO): plasma membrane
Source: RefSeq, a predicted model, not a curated record